Molecule: messenger RNA, 5415 nt
Organism: Porites evermanni
Lineage: Eukaryota; Metazoa; Cnidaria; Anthozoa; Scleractinia; Poritidae
Source: the annotation of a GenBank genome assembly
CAUCAAGGGGAACGGUUUGUAAUAUUUCACUGUGAAGUUUCGAGACGUAAACUUAUAGCUUUGGCUUGAUUGAGCCGGCUUUUCUCUUGUUUCGUCGAUAGAUUUCUAGAAAAGUAAAUUUUCUGUGGUAUUGUGUUUGAAACAUCUUGCCGUCCUUAUGCGACAGCCGGGAAUGAGUAUUUCUACGGGCGACAAGGAAUUGGAAUUCGCCGACCCGAAGGAAGAGGCGAAAUACUGGAAACAAUUUGCUGAAGACUUGGAGCGAAAGUGAGUGGUUAAAGGACCAUGUUCUUUUUUUUAGUUGUGCUGUUAAAGAAUGGAAGAAUGAAGUUUUAAUUUUAACGUUUUUUUCUGGGAAAAGGUUGCAAGAAGCAAGAGAUGAACUCGAUGAGUUUCAAGAAGGUAGUCGCGAACUAGAAGCAGAGUUGGAAAUGCAGUUGGAGCAAGCCGAAGCCAGACAGCGAGAGCUUUUAGCUGCCAAAACCCGGCUAGAGACGGAAAACGAAAGCUUGAAGGUAAAUGGGAAAAUAUCGACUAACAUUUCUUAGGUUUUUUUCGCCCUGUUGUUUAAGUUAGAGUUUGUAAAUAAUGCAAGACUUGCUUGCGUACGCCGACAGCCAUGUUUUUAUCAGGUUCUUGAUAAUUUGUCGUUUGACCUAAUGUUGAAAUUAAAAUAUUCUCUUCUCUUUUUCUCUUAGGCGCGACUAGAUGCCAGCCAGAAUGAAUCCUACUUAACGAUAUCAUCGCUACAAGAUGAGGUUGCUCAACUUAAAGCUGUGCGGGAGGAAGUGCAAAAAUACGUUCGGGAACUCGAGCAAGCGAACGACGAUCUUGAGCGAGCGAAAAGGUAAAUUACCAACUUUAGACGUAACAUUUAUUUAUUUUCGUAAGAAUCAUCGCGAAGUGGUCUAUUUAUUUCCAUUUCUUUAAUCAUUUAACUUACAGCCUAAUAAUAUUUUCGCCUCGUUAAUUGCGUUUGGAUGUUGUGCUGUCUUGCUCAAAUUACUAAAUUUCGAUACGUUGUUAUAGACUGCAAUAUUUAUUACAAUCUGCGAUAUUGAGUCAGAGAAACUGAAUCAUUCGGGGAGUUAAAACAUUACGACAGAUUGUUCUGUUUAUUAACAUAAUUUUGUUUAAAUAUUAUGGGUCAUAUUUAAGUCUUGCCGUGUGCAAAGUACAAUUCAGGCAUGUGACAUUCUCGCAUUGUUGAUCAGCGAAGAAGGAAAUAUUUUCUAACCUUGUCGUGGUAUCGAUUUCUGUUAGUACAUGUACUGGAUUUUAAUUGUGUUCACGUUUACAGAUCAGAGCCUCUUAAUCUCACCGAUAAAAAAUACUUUGAUGUUGCAACAAAUCUUGGGGAGCAAAACCGUUUUGCUUUUCUAUCUGUAAAAGAGUGGAUUGCUUAAACUUGUAACUGCUUUGCAUAAAUUGCUUUGCUUAGACUAAUAAAAUAUGUUGAUUUGAUCUUAUUGUAUUGCAAAGAAUGUGCUUGUGUUCUUAUGUUGCCGGUCUAUUAUACACCAUAAAGUAGAGUGCUCUCUUUUAUGUUGGACCUACCUUGUCAAAAUAGAACUGUAGUUAAAUUUAACAUUUUAAGUAUUUCUAGGAGUAAAGAUGGGAAUUUUAAAUGUUAUCACUGCGGGAUAAAUAAUCUUUUAAUUCAAUUUAAUUCCCUUUGUGUUUUUUAAAAGGAUGAAUUCAAAAUAUUUCCAUGGAAGUUAAGUUUAAAGAAGUAUGGCUGCCUUUGUGUGACCUAAUUAGCACACUGGGAUAAUAAAGGAAAGAAAAGCAUUCACUGUACCAUGACAGUUUAUGCACCUUUUCAUAUAAUUUUAAAUUUCUUUAAACUACUUUGAUCAGAUAGAAUAGGCUUUGCAAAGCUUGUUUUUAUCAGAAAUGGCAGAUUUUGCAUUUUAGCAAGGCUGUUUCAUUCCAGCUUGGGUCAAAAGGGUGGGACACCUGUUGAGCUUGUGCAAAACAAUCUUUGUGUUGAUGUCUCACCCUACUGGGAGGAAUAUUUACUUUUAAUUUAAACAUAACUGGUCACUUGAAUGUUUGAAGAAUUAGCAACCUUAUGUAAUAUUUUAUGAAAUUACAGUUUGCUGGAUAAAGUUCUGUCUGCUGUUAUAUUGAUUUAAAAUUUAAUCAAAAAUUAAAGUCGACCUCUCGUGACUUCGUCGCUCACUAAAAAGGCUCUCCCUACUAGCCAAGAGGUUGACUUGUAGCAAGUCUAAAGUGAGGCUGGUGCUGUUUUUUUCUUGUUGAGUAAAAUAAGUGGUUACCUUUACUGUUUGCGUUUCAGGGCAACAGUUUGCUCCCUUGAGGACUUUGAGCAGAAGCUAAAUCAGGUGCGUUUCAUAUUAGUUUGAUUGAAUAUCCUCUUGUGCUAUUGUUACUUUGCCGCCUUAGCCCUUCUUAAUAAUACGAGUGAAAGACUGGUCCUAAGGCAGAAUUUGAUCUUGAAGUUUGAAUUAGAAAGGUUUUAUUAUUACAUGCUUAAGUGAAUAUUGAUCCAAAAUGAAGAAAUAGUGUAUUUUUAACCUGCACAAGAUAUAAUAGGGUAACAUCUUGCACUUGAUUAACCACUGCUUAAUGGGUUGUGUUGUGAUUUCAACAACAAAGUGCGUAAUUAACUUCUUAUGGUGUCAGUGUGAGAAGCAGUGAGUAGAACUUCCUGGAUCUCUUUUUCCUCAAUCAGAAUACGAUACAAACAUGCAGUGAUGUUAUAUUUCUUUGUUAACUGUAGUGUCAUAACUGCCAGAAAUCCCUGGUGUGGCUGUGGUGGCUUAAAUGUCUAAAAUCGUUUUGAUUGAACAUUUGUUAGAAAUAAACUCAAACACUUCUCGAAAGCAAAAAAGGGCUUCUUGCAUGAAGUCUACUUCUGAGUUCCUCUUUAGCCUGAAGAAUAACAAACCACUUAAAUUUUGUCACAGAGAUAGUCAUAAUACAUAUUUUUAAUCCUGUCAUUUGUCGUAAAUAAAUCUGAUUUGUUUGGGUCAGGUUCCCCAGGAGUUAAAGGAGUGAAUUCCUGAGAUAUGAUAUCUAUCUUGACUGAGCAUUUUUGGAAUGUUCUAUUAAAUGUUGAGACACCAACAGUGCUUCCAACGUUGAAAUGAAGAAAGUUUUAGCUGUCUCAUCUGUGUUCAAUGUCAUAAUUUUCCUUAGUUGAUACUGUUUAGGUCAUGUUUCAUCAUUGUUACAUAACAGUGAUUUUACUGACCCAUUUUGUGCUGUCUUUUGUAUUGUUUAGGCUAUUGAAAGGAAUGCUAUCCUUGAAAAUGAACUGGAUGAAAAAGAGACACUUCAGGAAUCUGUACAGAGACUAAAAGAUGAGGCUCGAGGUAACAAGCUCUAACUUGUUAUGCAAAAUUAAUUUAGUUAGACGGAACACUUAAGUUAUUAAUCUGACCCCAGUUAAACAGUUGGAUUAAAAUGCUGGCCAUCUAGAAGUUGGUAAAUUGCUUUCCAGUUGAUGUGUUAGGGGAACACUGUUAUGUUACAUCGUUGAUGACCGAUGUAUCAGUGAAAGGUACAUGUGCUGUAUCUGGAAAAUUAUCCAGCAAAGUUGUGUUUUGCCAAAAAAUUGGGGAAACCAAAUGUGUUGCCCAGAUGGUGGAGAUUUAUUCAAUGAAUAGCAUCUCCACCUUUUAAACAGCUGGGAUCUACAGCUGUAGUGCCUAGCAGUAGAAUUGUGAAACCAAACUUUGAUUUUGUGAUCAUCUCUGAGGAUGAAAAAUUUACAGCGACACCUUUUUACAAACUUUUUGUUAACUAUUGCUUUCCUGUCAUUUUUCUAUUGUUGCUAUGCUUGUGAAAUCAAGGUAUUGCUUGCUACUUAAAAGUGGCAGAUAGGGACCCAGAAACUGUAUUUUAUUUAUUUUUCGAGGGCAAAUAAAACUUUUCUUAUUUCCCUUAAUAUUCAAUGUUCCUGAGGGCUUAAUUUUUUACAGGCCAAGAUUGUUAGUUAAAAGAUCAGUAGUACUAUGGCUUAAGAAGGGGAGAAAUCUAUAUAUCAUUGCUGUAAUUUCUUUCGAGUUAAGCUCAACUCUGUAAAGGGACAUCCUUGUAAGUGGACAGCUCUACCCCUCGUAGAGUCUGACUGAAAAGCCCAGUUAAACUCUCCACUUACAAAAACUAUUCUGCUCCAGUUUCGGCCCACCUUCUGUCUCCUUAGGAAAGGAAACAGUAUCAAAAGGAAGUCUCAGCUGUAUUCUAAUGCCAUAAUUUGUAGCUUAAGGUUUAACUUAAAGUCAUAAAAAUAAUACCAGAUAAAAAGUGUUGAUUCUUAAGUAAAUUCAGGUAACAGGCCAUUUUACAGAUACAAGUUAAAACGAGGAUGGUGUUGACAUUGUUUUGAUACAACCCUUCGUGCUCUAUUAUGUAAAUCAUGUUGUUCUCAUGCUAACUAGUAUUUUUAAGCAUAAUUUCUCUGAGAAAAGGAAAUAGACUUGUAUCAAGACAAGGUCAGCCUCAGUGUCUUGUUCCAUCAAAAGCUGGAUACUGAGCCCAUAACUGUAAAAUGGUCUACUACCAUAGGGAGAAAUGCAAAGAGAAUGAUGCAGAGAAUAAGCUUGGUGAUAAACGAUCGGGGCUUAGCAUGUUUGCCGCACAAUUUAAGGGGGCAAAUUUGUUAGGCGUAUAUUCACCAGACACUCCAUACUAAUCCAAAUAAUGUGCAUUGUUUUUCUUGCCAGACCUAAGACAAGAACUUGCAGUUAAAGAGAAAGAGAGGAGGAGGCCUAGUGAAAGUAUGGAAUUGGGUAAAGACAAGGGUCGUAACAAAGAAAACAAGGAGCCAUUGAAAACAGAAGGAACGCCCACAAAGCCAGAGACUACUGGUCAGACCACAGACCAUAUCACUAAUUUAUCAACUACCUCCAUUGGAACAUCACCACUUCAUACUGGCUAUGGAAGCUCACCACUAACACCCUCAGCAAGGAUUUCAGCUCUGAAUAUUGUUGGAGAUCUUCUUAGAAAAGUUGGGGUAAGUUUCAAGAGAGUUGAAUUAUAGCAGUAAUGCCCAUUGCAGUUUGAUAGUAAAUGCAUUGUCUAGUUUUUGAUGAUUGUCAGAGAACAAUAAUGUUAUCAUUGAUGUUGUCUUAAUCACUUGUUGUAAAAUUGCUGUAUAAACCUUUAAAAUGUAAUUAGCAAUAUGCCAAAACACUCGAAGUUUAAAGAACUGUUGCUAGUAAUAAUGUAUGUGUUUUUCACAGUACAAGCAACCUUCCUCUCUUAUUCCCAAAGAUUUAUUUUGUCAGACAACAUGGUAUUUUCAGUGAUAACAUCGAUAUUCUUUUCUACCUUUUCCAGGCUCUUGAAUCCAAGUUAGCCUCUUGCCGUAACUUUGUCAAGGAUCAGCCACGAAAUGCAAGAGGAUCAACUGGUUCUAACAGUCCUGCAGAUUCCCCAAGGUAA